This is a messenger RNA of Cottoperca gobio, 1859 nucleotides long. RefSeq names its product transmembrane protein 25 (gene tmem25). Gene Ontology annotation, biological process: negative regulation of excitatory postsynaptic potential. The coding region runs from base 614 to 1762 and encodes 382 amino acids. The transcript is spliced from 9 exons. The record is from RefSeq and is a predicted model, not a curated record. Lineage: Eukaryota; Metazoa; Chordata; Actinopteri; Perciformes; Bovichtidae.
GGAUGACAGGAAGAGAUGUGUUUAUCCCUCUAAACUGACAGUUUACUCUCCUUUAUCCACCACAAUUCCAUGUAGUCCAUUGUUGAAGGUUGAUGUUUUAGACAGAGCUCCUUCUCUAGUCUUCUAGCCUGUGCAUCCUCUCCUCUCCCACAUCGGCUCUUUUUCAACUCUGUGCCCACUCUCCUCUUUCUCGACUCCUUUCCCUGCCUUCACACUCUUCUUCUCUCCCUCCUCCUCUCCAUCUCCUCAGCUGCCCGCUCCUUUUCUCUCUCUCUCCCUCUCUUAUCCCCUCCUCCCUUCCCACUCUCCUCCUGACUGCCUGCGUCAGCCAGCCCCUACCAGCUAGUGAACGCUGCUACUAGAACUGCUGUACCCUGCAGAGAGCCGUGUGUGUGUGUGUGUAUGUGUAAAAGUGUAUGAGUCUACGCAGAUGGGAAAGCAACUGAGUCAGGGAGGACUGCCUCUCAUCUCUCCGCUGUUAUCACCAUCCUUCACUCUCCCUCCUCUCCACCUCCGCUGCCAUGGAGCUCCAGCAGGCUGAAUCACAACAGCGUCUGCACAAAGGGCUGAGCAGGUAGAUGUGUAAGCGUGUGCACUGCUCCAUUGGGCCAGUAUGAAGUGUGUGAGAAGGUGGGCAUCGGGUUCUGCUGUCGUGUUCCUUCACACACUGGCCUUAUCCUGGACAGGUGCAAUUGAACCCGCCUCCAAAAUUGACGGGCGGCACCAAGCGGCUGUGACACUGCAGGAGAACAUAACACACUGGUUCAACUGCCAAUCGGACGGCUGGGAUCCCCGGGCCCCUCCUUUGCUAACAUGGUACCUGAACGGGGAGCAGCAGAGAGAGCCACUGCCCAACCAUAGGCGCCUGGUGAUGACGUUGCAUGAACAUUCUAAGGUCAUGAGACCUGGGACCCAUCACAACAGCACCUUCUCUCUGCGAGCCAGGAAGUGGGACAGGGAGCUGGUGUGUGUCGCAUCAAACCCCAGGACAGGAGAGAGCUACAAUGCCACGGUCACACUCAAUGUCCAGUUUCAGCCAGAGAUCCUCAGGCUGAACGGCCACUACAGUGAAACCUUAGACCCUGGCCUCUCCCUGGUCCUGUUCGCCUUGGUACGGUCCAACCCGCCUGCCACCAUCACCUUCGUGGACCAGUCCGGCCAGCUUGUGGCCAACACCUCCGACUUCUUCAUCCUGGACUCGCAAAGCUACCCCUGGCUGACCAAUCACACCCUGAAGGUCUCGCUCGGUAGCCUAGCAGGGAAUAUCUCGCUGAACGUCAGCAACAGUGUGGGAACGGCGCAGAGCAACCUCACACUGGCAGAGUUCCUGCAGUCUCGUGUGGAGGUGCCCAUGCUGGGAAUAGUGACUGGUGGCGCUAUGGCCUUCAUGGCCCUCCUCAUCCUCAGUCUGAUUGUUCUUUGCCUCAUGCAAAAAAACAAGAGCAAGUCCUUUGAUGAGCCAGUGGAGAUUCUGAUGACCAAGAAAAGUGACUCUGCUAAUCUCAAACCAGAGAAAGCUGAUAAGACGUACAUCCCCAGAGAGAACAUGUCUCUUCCUUCCAACAUGCAGCUCAACGACCUCAACACUUUGAGAAAAGCCCGAGAGGCCGCCCAGCAGAUCAGUGUGGGAGGGAAGAAGAAAGAGGAAGAGGAGGAGGAAGAUCUGUCUUUAGCCUACGCCGCCAGAGGUUUUGCCAGAUAUCCGAUGGUGGGCUACAUCUAUAAAGUGAGCAGCACAAGCAGUGAGGAGAUCUGGCUCUGACUUCACACACACACACACACACACACACACACACACACACACACACACACACACACACACACACACACACACACACACACACACACACACACACACA